GCGACUCUGACCACUAGCGAAGGAGAGCUGAGGUUAUUCGCAUACGACUGUACAGAUGUAAGUAAAAAGCAGAAGCGCGCACAUGAAAUCCCACAGGCCAAUACCCUUACCCGAUUCAACGGGUCAGGAAUCUAAGCGAUCCACGCAACAACCGUCGAAAGCGCAACAGCUGCAGCAGCCAAUGCCAUCGCAGCAAAGCCAACAACAGCAGCAACAGCCUGACAAUGCUACGCCGCAAGCUCAAGAUCAUCAACAACAACUGCCCGCGAGUAUUAGCGACAACAGCGCCAAAAAUACAGCACAUUUAUGUCAUAAUCCUACGAGGCCCCCAUAGGACAGGAUUCAAGUAAUUAAACUUAAGCUACCUUAACGAAGGCUGUAACGGUACUGUAGGAAAGUAAUAUGAUCGCGCAUGGUACAUAAACCAGGCUCUAAACGAUCGCGAUCGUCGCACAAUCAUUACGUUGUGGGAAUAUCUUUUUACGAGUCCUUUGCUUACAAUGGGGCAGGUUGCGUGAGUAAACUUCCAAGAUAGAUAGUUUCGAAAAAAACGGAAAUAUCUCCCGCUAUGCGAAACUGUGCAAGAGAGCGUGACUGGUAAGUUUGUCCAGUCAGUAAACUAGAUGGUUUUAUGACACUCAUAUGGAAUAUGUAUCGUAAUCGGCCGUUCAGGAAAAAAGAAAAAGACAACACCUACCGUAAGUGGCAACUAAGUACGAGGAGUUGUAGAACUCGUAGGGUUUAAUGGCGCAGCGAUAGAAGGUAUUUAAUUAUGCAAUCAUAAUUCGAGCUCUCUGUUCAACAAGGAGACAGGGUACCGAUCGUAAACAUCUUCCUUAGCGUGGAAGACGAGAUGUCGGCAUCAGUGUAAGAAAAAAACGGUCAGUGUCAUUGAAAAAUGAAGCAAAUUUACAGACUUUGCGUUUUGUUGAAAAAAAAGGUAAACGCGAUCGUUUAACAUUGCCUAAAAAAAUCAAACACAACUUGAUAAGUAGAUGUACGAAAACGUAUGUUCGCAACAAUGAGUGCUAAAUCAACAAAACUGAAAAGGAUUGACGUGCACCUACAAUAAGCGCUCUAACGAUUAAACGCGAUUUCAGUGUACCUAUUUAUUAUGCACGUGAAAUGUUCCCAGAUUGUGCCACAAGACAUUACUGUUACCUGUUGCUCUUCCGCAAUUAAAAAAAAAAAUGUUUUAAGUUGUUUUCUCUUUCCAUUAUAUACAACCGGGAUCAGUUUACAUGUGACGGUAUUAUUUAGGAUUUUGU
Molecule: messenger RNA, 1268 nt
Organism: Trachymyrmex septentrionalis
Lineage: Eukaryota; Metazoa; Arthropoda; Insecta; Hymenoptera; Formicidae
Exons: 2
Coding region: 83-334 (83 amino acids)
Source: RefSeq, a predicted model, not a curated record